AUGGCAUUUCCUUUUAAGAGUCUUAUGGAUGAUGAUAAAAGGUACCUGAAAUCCUUCCAGUUGUUCAGAGAGCGCUCUUCUGAACAGCAGUGCAUGCAGAACUUCUUCCGACAAAACCUCCCUGAUAUCCUGGCCAGUAUUGGAAAUGGAAACGGCAGCCUCAAUGUCAUGGGGGUGGGCAGUGGAAAAGGUGAUGUUGACCUGGAGCUGUUUUCUCAACUGCGUUUAAAACACCCAGGAGUGCGUGUACACAAUGAAGUUGUGGAACCCAGCAGUGAGAUGCUAGAUACUUAUAAGGAUUUGGUGUCCAAGACACCAGAGCUUGCGAAUGUGAAGUUCAGCUGGAAUAAGAUGACUGCCUCGGAAUUUGAAACGCACUGGACAGAGAACAACUUUACAGAAAAGAUGGACUUCAUUCACAUGAUCCAGAUGCUGUAUUACAUCGCUGAUCCUGGUGCUACUGUCUCAUUCUUUCGGAGUCUUCUCAACAAGAAUGGGAAGCUCUUGAUCAUAUUGGUCUCUGGAAAGAGUGCUUGGGAAAAACUGUGGAAUUAUAAAGCUAAGCUGCAUAAAAACACUAUCAGUUAUUCCGUGACAACAAGGGACAUCAAGAGCUACCUCGAUGGCAUGGGCUUCAAAAGCACUUACUACGAGCUGCCUUCUCAAAUAGACAUCACCGAGUGCUUCCAGGAAGGCAACGAGAUGGGAGAACUGUUGCUUGAUUUUCUGACGGAGGUGUUAGACUUCAGUAAAACUGCUCCUCCUCACCUGAGGUCAAGUCUGCUGGAACUACUGCGUCACCCUGACUGCAGCUCCGAGGUGGAUGGAAGGGUAAUAUUUAACAACAAUCUGGGUGUCAUAGUUCUCGAGCCUGACCACUGA
This is a messenger RNA of Conger conger (European conger), 882 nucleotides long. Its product is annotated as histamine N-methyltransferase-like. Gene Ontology annotation, molecular function: N-methyltransferase activity. The record is from RefSeq and is a predicted model, not a curated record. Lineage: Eukaryota; Metazoa; Chordata; Actinopteri; Anguilliformes; Congridae. The coding region runs from base 1 to 882 and encodes 293 amino acids. The transcript has 6 exons.